AUGGCGCAAUCACCACAAAGCACUCUCACCACCCUUCACAAACUUCAAAAAUCCCAUGAACUCAGUAUCAUAAAAUUGAGCGAACCAAUUUCAGCUCCCUUGAAACCAGGCGAUCGCACAUCCAAUGGCUCCGCAGCAGAUUCUCUCGAGAACCCCUCUCCUGCAAGUCUCGAAGCUGAUUUGGCGCAUUAUAAAGAACUCUUCUCCAAACUCCGCUUCUCCUACCUCGAACAAGUUACCAAAGAAAAGUUUAUCCGCGCCAUUGUCGGUGAUCCCCCCCUGGUAGUCGAACAUCAAAAAAACAUCGAUUUAGAAGCUACUCUCUUGCACUCCAAAGCCUCUUUGAAAGCGCAAAAAGUCGAGGUUGCGGAACUGGUGGAUGAGCUGGAAAAGAGGGGACGAGAACUGUGUCGAAAACAUGAACACAUACAAUUGCAGACGAAACAAUUUGCAGAUCUACCCAAGAAAAUCGAAGGACUGGAAGAUAGUAUUCUGAAAUUAAAAGAGGAACAAAAUUGGGUGUCAAGUGAAGAAGGAAACCAUCCAAAUCUCCGAUUAGGUCUUGACAAAACUCGAGAAUUGGUAGAAGUGAAAGAAAAAGAGAGGAGGGAAUUAGAUCGACAGUUGGAACAAUUACAAGUACUUGUUCCGAGGAAAACUAAAGAGGUCGAUAGGUUGAAUGCGGAAUUGCUGCCAUUAGAGGCGAAGCGCACGAUGAGUGUGGCGGCGGCGAGGGAGGCGAAGAGGAGGAAGGAGGAGGUUGCGGGGGGUGUAGGGGAUGAUUUGGAGGAGAGGGGAAGGUGGUGGAGAGGGGUGGAGGGGGGAUUGAAAGGGAUGUUGGGGGUGGGGAGAAGGGAGAAUGGAGAAUGGAGAAUGGAGAAUGGAGAAUGGAGAAUGGAGAAGAGAAGGGGAAAAUGA
Messenger RNA from Sclerotinia borealis F-4128, 918 nucleotides. The record is from the annotation of a GenBank genome assembly. Lineage: Eukaryota; Fungi; Ascomycota; Leotiomycetes; Helotiales; Sclerotiniaceae.